Molecule: messenger RNA, 1207 nt
Organism: Neodiprion virginianus
Lineage: Eukaryota; Metazoa; Arthropoda; Insecta; Hymenoptera; Diprionidae
Product: pro-resilin-like
Exons: 3
Coding region: 142-1026 (294 amino acids)
Cellular component (GO): extracellular matrix
Source: RefSeq, a predicted model, not a curated record
UUGCUCCUCCGGGCCGCACGCGUGCGUUACGCAACGUACUUGCAGGUUUUUGGCGGGGAUAUGGGCGCCGUUUUUUCGGUAUAAAAACCAUGCACUACCAAUGGUAGACAUCACACCAUCCUGUGUUCUCCAAAGGCAAACAUGAAGGUCUUUAUCCUCCUCUCGCUCUCCGCCGUCGCUCUGGCCAGUCUCGAGCCGGCUGGAUAUCGUCCUCCAGGAUCUGCUUCUCCAUCGGCCAGGUACCUGCCGGCCAGCCCCAUAUCGAACCAAUACCUUCCGGCAAGCCACCACUCCUCUAACUCCAUUUCGAACCAGUACCUUCCGGCAAGCCAACACUCCUCUAACUCCAUUUCGAGCCAGUACCUUCCGGCCAGCCGGUACUCGUCCGCACCUUCGAACCAGUACCUGCCUGCCAACAAGUGGAGCCAAGUGCCCGCUGUCGCUCCUUCGAACCAGUAUCUACCGGCCUCACCUUCGUCCUCGGCGCCAUGGGCCAGCUCUGCAUCCUCUCAGUCAGCACCUUGGGCCAAUUCAGCAUCCUCUUCGGCGUCCCGUUGGGCCGCCCCGUCGAGCCAGUACCUUCCGGCCGCUCAGAACAGCGUCCACAAGUCCUCGAUAAGCGUGCCUUCCAACGUCUACAUCCCAGCAAGCAGUCAUGGAUCGUCUUCCAGCUACUCGUCUCACAGUAACGCAGCUCCGUCGAGCCAUUACCUUCCGGCGAAUGCCGGGUACCGAUACGCCCAUCAGGAUGACGAAUCUGCGCCGGCUAAGUAUGAGUUCGAAUACGAAGUCAAGGAUGAACCCUCCGGCAAUGACUUCGGACAUCACGAGAGCCGCGACGGUGAUAACACUCGGGGAGUCUACACCGUCGUUCUUCCCGAUGGACGCAAGCAGAUCGUACACUACGAAGCUGACCAGGAGGGGUACAAGCCAAGGAUCUCGUACGAGGAACCCAAGCAGGGAUACAACGGCGGAUACAACCGUCAGGGUGGAUACGCUCACGGACACCCGCAGGGACCCUACUGAGGGAUUUGCCUCGGGAUUGGAUUAUGUGCCAGUAACAACGACGACCUAGCGAUCUAGAUCUUAAUAUUCUCGUGCUUAUUGCGUGCGCGUUUUUGUAAUCGUCAUUACCAUUCGCGCACGGUUUACUUCUCUAUUGUGUAAAUUAUUUUUUUAAUAAAAAAGAAUGAAUUCGAUUUGAUAA